Aaosphaeria arxii CBS 175.79 is the source of this 3211-nucleotide messenger RNA. RefSeq names its product HbrB-like protein. The record is from RefSeq and is a predicted model, not a curated record. Gene Ontology annotation, biological process: TORC2 signaling. The transcript has a single exon. Lineage: Eukaryota; Fungi; Ascomycota; Dothideomycetes; Pleosporales. Gene Ontology annotation, cellular component: TORC2 complex. Bases 283 to 2874 code for a protein of 863 amino acids.
CUCAACACUUCAUCUUCUCCUCCUUUCUCGUUGUAUUUCCAGCCAUUAUCCCCCCCAAUUGUACGAUUAUCUUCGACGCCUCAUGCUGGCCAUGAUCACAUCACAUUUAGCCAAUAUCCAGUCACUCUCCCCUUGUUCCCUGCACACUUAACGCUCAGCCCUGUCCCAUAUCACCCACCGCCGAACCGUGGGUAACAGUCCGGUCACACAAGACACAACCAACCACGGUCAGGACCGCAACCCUUAUCCAGGUGCAAGGUCUGGGACCAACAGCCAGAGACCAUGCAGUCCUCUUCUCCACCCCCUCAGACACCCACGAUUCAACGGCCGGACCCGCUCGACGACUCAGAUUCAGACAGCUCCCAGGUCACCACCCACCGUCGCUCUCCCUUGCCUCCUCGCUCCGUCACCUCCCCGACGAACAGCACCACCAAACUGCUGCCACAGAACUACUCAAGACCGGGCGCAAUACAAACCACCUCCUCCCCCCGCACCGAUCUGCCCCUGCGCGCAGACGAGCAUGCAAGCCAACCCGAACUCGGCGCGCGUCUAGGCCACCGUCCACGCCAACGAUCUCAAGGCUACUUCGAGCCCUCCCUCCCUUCCAAUUCCUCCUCUGCGAUGUCCUCCCAGAACAACCUUUCCGCCUCCCAGAUCGCGGCCCAGGCCGCCAUGCACGUGCAGAACGCGCAGCACAUGAGGAAACGCUCCACGACCAUUCCUGAGCCCGGGAGCAACAAUGCGGGGCCGCCGGGCAGCAGAGGACAGCCACCAUCGAGCCCCCCGCCACUGCCUGGAUCGCACUCAAUCACCUUCAAGACGAAUGGGAUGACGUAUCAGAAUGGGACGAUGGGAACAGGGAGAUCGGCUGCGACGACAGCUGCGAACGCUGCGUUUCCUAGAUCUCCUCUCAGCUCGCCGGGAAUCCAACAGCCUGGCCAGCAGGAACAUACGUCACCGAAGCCUGCGCCGCCACCGGCGUCGUUGGUGCAAGAAACGUUACCCUUGAAGCCGGUCAAGGAGAAGGGUAGUAAGAUGAAGUUGUUCUCCAAACCGAAGAACAUCAGGACCGACAAAGAUGCUCAUUGGGAUAAGAGGAACCAGGCCCUGCCGUCGCCGGGCAAAAUUGGCAUUGGCAUCCACAGCUCGCAGGCAUUGAAUCGCAUGAUGAGCAGCCAGUCGACAACGAGCUUGGUGGAUCCGUUGGGAAGCAGUGGUGCAUCGCUGUAUUCGACAGCUAAUGGCUCGACCUCUACCUUGGUUCCAUCGAUCCCAGAGAGAGAAAAGGAGAAACACAAACAUCACUUUCUGUCGCGGCAGAAGCACAAGUUGAAAGAGAAGGAUGAUCAUAUGUUACCUCUAUCUUCAGCAAGCAGCACUUCUCGAUUAACCGACCCGAGCGCUACACAACCAUUAUAUUCAUUCGCCGCGCCUGCAUCGCCAGCCCCUGGAAGUUCCUUUGCGAACUCGGUAACUGGGUUGGACCUAAGACAUGGCGGUCGACACUUGCGCGAGAAGAAGAAGGCAGAGAAAGCAGCUGCUUAUUUAGAUCCUUCUCUAGAGCCUCCAUUCCGGGAACGCAAUCAAUCUUUCAGCACAGAGCGAUCGGAAUGGCCAUCUAUAUCUGGUAGCUUAGGCUCGACGCCUGGCGGAGGAUUGGGCGCUUCACCAGGCACCGCGUUGACAUAUUCAAGUGAUGCAAUGUCGACUUUGGGGCAUGCGUUUGGAAUUGGAGGAUUAUCGCCUGACGAUGCAUGGCCACUGCUUAAAGCAAGAUUAUUGCAGAUCUUUGAGGGCGAGGACCCGCGACCGCCUGUGGAGGACUUCAAUGCUCUCGUGGCCGUUCAUGUGAAGCGAUGCAUUCAGAAGCGCUCUCCGAUCCUUCUCAUAGAGGACCUUGGGGAACUCCUCACCACGGGAUUCUCCUCUCUCGACCAAACCCUGCGCCAUGUCCCAGACGAUCGCCUCAUUCCUCAUUUGGUGGAAAUGUGGCUGGUCGUCUUCACCACCAUCCUCCCUUUCCUACAGGCCGUAUUCCUCCCACUCGAUCUUGAGUUCCGCGGCAAAGGCAUUAUGAGCUCCUCUGCCGCCGCCGACUUUUGGGGCGUCCUGCUCCCAGACGAGAUGAACACCAAGUCUCCGGAAAAUAAGAACAUCCCCAUUCUUGGUGAGCUGGACGUCCGCCGCAUCACACUCCUCACCUUCCGCGACACCGUCAUCCUUCCCCGAAACGACACUCUUAUGGCCAUCUUCUCCCGCCUCUCCCUGGAAAACCUCAACGCCGGCCUCGAAUCGCCCUCUCCAAUCCCCGUAUCCACAGCUUCAGAUCAGCAACUCCGCCCCGGCACCGCAGGAUCCACGAGCGAACUCCACGUCGGCGGCUCCAGCCUAAACUCAACAUCCCAAGGCUCAACCUCAUACCUCGAAUCCGCCCACUCCAUGACCUCCUCCACCACCCUCGCCUCCUCCUCCCGGUCCCGCGCAACCUCCAACACCUCCGCCGGCUCCUUCUCCGCACACUCCACCCACUCCGUCCCGACCAACAACCUCCUCUCCGCGCCACCACCCGCCAGCCUUCCCCCCGCAAUGCGCCCACAACCCAUGGACUCCGCCAAAGUCACCGAGACCGUCGGUCGCAUGCUCCAGUGCGUCAGCGUGCUCGUCAGCCUGCAGUCCGGCGACGAAGCCCAGGAGAAGAUGUCCAGACUCAACAAGGAACUCAAGUACAACUGGCUCGGGCGAGGCCGCACUGGAAGACAAAGGCAAGGGUUCGUGGGACCCAGGAGGGGCGGGGGAAUCACGUUGGGUCUUCCGCCUGGUGGUAUUGCCGCUGUCGCUGCUGCCGUUGGCGGUGGAGGCGGUAUUCCCGCUUGAUCUGUGGUGGGAAGAUUUUAAGCCAAUGUUUUCUCUUUUUCAUCGUAGGGUUUCAUGGCGUGUGUUGGAUAUGGGGAUUCGGUAUGGCAAAAGGGAUAUGUAUGGAUGUAGAGAUAGGAAGGCAGGCGUAGGCAAGUAACGUCUGGCAACGUUGUCGGGUAUUGAGCGGAUUAGCGAUGGGCCUCAUGAAUGGGGGAAAUCACGAUAGAUUCUUUAGAUACCUCAGCUUUGGGUAACUAGCUACCUUUGAAAUCAUACAAAACACACUACACACCGUCAUGGCCAUCACAUAAGUAAUCACCAUGUCCAUCCGCGACCUAAAUGUCGAAAGAAACAA